ACAAGGCUUCAUCCUUCAUUGGAAUUUCUGAUUUGCUCUUAAAUGGCGUUUUUGGAGCACGAUGCAUGGAGAGUUGUAUCGGUUCUCUUCUUGGUCUCUUUGAAUUUGUCGCGGAGCUCGGUUCUCGGAGCUCCUCAAGUCCCGUGUUUCUUCAUCUUCGGAGACUCGCUCGCCGAUGACGGCAAUAACAACAAUCUCCCUACCCUGGCCAAAUCGAAUUAUCCACCUUAUGGGAUCGACUUCCCUGGUGGCGCUGCCACCGGAAGGUUUACCAACGGCCUCACCUCCGUCGAUAUCAUCGCUCAACUCCUCGGGUUCGACAAGUUUAUUCCACCCUUUGCCACCGCAAGAGGCAAUGACAUACUCCAAGGUGUGAAUUAUGCAUCCGGUGCAGCCGGCAUUCGCGAUGAAUCGGGACAGCAACUGGGCGAUCGAAUAAGCUUGAACCGUCAGUUGGUAAAUCAUUUCUCGACGGUCUUGCGCAUAAAAGGAAUACUGGGGAGCAAUGUUUCGGCUUACUUGAACAAAUGCAUAUACUCGGUGGGAAUGGGGAGCAACGACUAUAUUAAUAACUACUUCAUGCCCGACAUAUACCCGACUAGCAGGAUAUACACGCCCGAGCAGUACGCCGAUGUACUAAUCAAGCAAUACAAACGACAGUUGAAGACAUUGUAUCUCUAUGGAGCGAGGAAGGUGGCAGUUAUGGGACUGGGUUUGAUAGGAUGCACCCCCGCAGAAAUAUCAAAAUUCGGCACGAAUGGCUCGGCGUGCGUCGACAAGAUCAACAAUGCUGUUAUCCUGUUCAAUAAUCGGCUCCAACCGCUAGUAGAUGAAUUCAAUAGCAACCUCUCGGAUGCCAAGUUCACCUAUAUAAACAACUUCGCCAUCUCAACCACUGGUCCUGGAACAGCUGGCCUGAUUUCAAAUUCAACCUGCUGUGAAGUGGACAAGGAACUAGGCACUUGCGUUCCCUUCAAAACUCCAUGCUCGAACAGGUCGUCCUACGUGUUCUAUGACGCAUUCCAUCCCACGGAGGUAGUGAAUUUGGGGUUGGCCGCGAGAUCAUACAAUGCUUUGCUUCCGUCCGAUGCCUCCCCUUAUGACAUACGCAGACUCGCGAUGAUCUACAUUUCCCAUUUCGAAAUGGCAUUGUCGUUCGAGCGCAACAGAGCUUGGAGAGUUGGUCUAUCCGUUCUCUUCUUGAUCUCGUUGGAUUUGCGAAGCGGGGCACUCGGAGCUCGUCAAGUCCCGUGUUACUUCAUCUUCGGGGACUCGCUCGCCGACAACGGGAACAACAACAAUCUCGAGACUCGGGCCAAAGCAAACUAUCCGCCUUACGGGAUCGACUUCCCUGAGGGCGCGACCGGAAGGUUCACCAACGGUCGCACCACCGUUGACAUCCUCGCUAAACUCCUGGGGUUUGACAAAUACAUUCAACCCUUUGCUACUGCAAAAGGCUGCGAGACACUCGCCGGCAUGAAUUAUGCGUCCGGUGGGGCGGGCAUUCGAGAUGAAACGGGACAGCAACUGGGCGAUCGGAUCAGCUUGAGCCACCAAUUGCAAAACCAUUUGGUCACGAUCUCGCGGGUCAGAGAAAUGUACGGAGCUAAUGCUACGGCAUACUUAAACAAGUGCAUAUACACGGUAGGAAUGGGAAGCAACGAUUACAUCAACAACUACUUCAUGCCAGGAGUCUACCCGACCAGCGAGCUUUACACGCCGGAGCAAUACGCCGAUGUACUAAUCGAGCAAUACGGACAACAGUUGAAGACACUUUAUUCCUACGGAGCAAGGAAGGUGGCAAUAUUUGGAUUAAGUGUGAUAGGCUGCGCCCCAGCCGAAAUAUCAAGAUUUGGGACCAAUGGAUCUCUGUGCGUCGACAAGAUCAACAGCGCAGUUAUGUUAUUCAACGACAGGCUCAAACCCCUCGUGGAUGAACUGAAUCGAAACCUGGCCGAUGCUAAGUUCACCUACAUAGACUUUUUCGGAAUCGCCACAGCUGGACUUCCAGCUCUCCGGCUUGCAAGUUCAACCUGUUGUAAGGUCCGGGAGGAUGGCACCUGCAUUCCCUCCGAAACGCCAUGCCUGAUCAGGUUGCUGCACGCCUUCUACGACGGGUUCCACCCCACGGAGACGGUGAAUUUGGUGUUCGGGGCAAGAGCUUACAAGGCUUUGCUUUCUUCUGAUGCUUACCCUUUCGAUAUUCAUCAUCUGGCACGCUCUGAAGAAGGAAACAGAGAGAUUAAACGCUCGUGUGUGCUUAUUAAGUCGAUGCGGUUUCAGUUGAUAUCGGUCCAGUUGUUCGGUAGAAUCUCCAAGACAGUUCGACAGACUCUCAUUCAUGUCGGUAUCACAUCUGUCCAAAGAAAAUGUUCCACGCCAUGA
Rhodamnia argentea is the source of this 2385-nucleotide messenger RNA. RefSeq lists its product as uncharacterized. Gene Ontology annotation, molecular function: hydrolase activity, acting on ester bonds. The record is from RefSeq and is a predicted model, not a curated record. NCBI's taxonomy places the organism in Eukaryota, Viridiplantae, Streptophyta, Magnoliopsida, Myrtales, Myrtaceae.